Molecule: messenger RNA, 837 nt
Organism: Dovyalis caffra
Lineage: Eukaryota; Viridiplantae; Streptophyta; Magnoliopsida; Malpighiales; Salicaceae
Source: the annotation of a GenBank genome assembly
AUGGGGAAGCUACCAGCCCAACCUGAACCUGCAAUCCAGCAUUUCAGUCAUCCACAUCCAUUACAGCUCUCCAAUUACCAACCCCAACAGACCCUUUGCCCAGCUUCAUGUUCAGGUUGCAAGCUCAAAGUAUCUGGAUGGAUUUACACUUGCACACAAUGCAACUACUUUCUCCAUGUCUCUUGUUCUCAAAUGCCUCAACAGAUCACUCAUCCAUUUCAUCAAUACCAUGUUCUUUCUCUCCUAUCAACCCCAAUAUACCCUGGAGGCUUAUUCAACUGUUAUGCAUGUGGAAAGCAAGGCAACGGCUUCUCUUACCAUUGUGGAAAUUGCAACAUUGAUAUCCACACCACAUGUGCAACAAUGCCCUUGCUGUUCACCCACCAAUCUCAUCAUCAUCAGCUGAAUCUUACAUUUUCUGUUCCUUAUCCGAACCAAAGCUUUUCUUGUGACGUGUGCCAUAACUUUGGUUGCAAGCAAUGGCUCUAUAGGUGCAACCUCUGUGGAUUUGAUGCUCAUUUGGAUUGUGCUACAGCACAGCCAACUCCAGCUCAAGUUCAAACGCAGUACUACCAAGCAGCAUCACCAGCAUCGGGUAUUCCUCAGUCUCAGGUUGUUGGAACUCCAUUAGGAACAGGUCCAGUUAUGCAAAACUAUGUACCAAACAAUUAUGGGACAAGUCCUGCUCCCUCAAAUGUUUUUGGAUCAAGUAUGAGAUCGAGUGUACAGAGGAAUUCUUCAUUCAAACAGAUAGGCUCUCUGUUGUUGCCAGCAUUACUAGGUUUUGGCAUUAACGGUCUUGGUGGUGGCACAAAUGGCGGUGGUGCUGGUAAUUAA